AUGAGGAAAACAAAAAGGAAAUCUCGGAGGCGGGAACGAUCCGCACAGACUUGUGCGGGGACGGACGACGCACCCACGGCGAUGUCCGACGCCACCUUUGCAGCAGCCUCCCAGCCGCCCCCGCACACGCUGGAGAAGGCCGCGAGCGUCCUCGCGGCGCACCAGGAGCUCCUCGACAAGGCGCUCAAGCAGCAGCAGGCGCGGCGGGAGCAGCAGCGGCUGUCGGUGCAGCUCGAUCGGCAGAGCUUUGACCAGCACCAGGACGAGCGCGCCAUUCGGAGGCAGAUGCUCGACCUGACGAGGUCGCCGCACGGGCCGCACGGGCCGCCCGUCGCGCACAUGCAGCGCACGCAGCCAGCGCAGGGCGGCUUCAGCCUGAUGGGAGGGCUCGCCACGACGAGAGAGGCUGCUCCGGGCACAGACUGGGAGGGCGGGUCGGCGGGCUCCGGCUGGUCGCUGCUCGACGCGCCCUGCGUCGCGACGUGCUGCGUGGUGGUCCGCCCCGCCGAGGCCGUCGACCGCUGGCUCUACACCGACUACCGCGACUGGCGGCGCGGCAACACCGCCGUGCCGUGGAAGCUGCGCGGCGUCUUCUUUAUGGACGGCAGCGCGAGCGGCGCGGCGCAGAAGAUGCAGGGCUGCUACGUCCUCGACGGCGCGUCCUGGACGCCCGCCACGACCAGGCGUGGACCACGCAUGCGCAUCUACCGCUCGAGGCCGCUGACCGCAACGUACCCCGCCUCGCUGCGCGGCCUGCUCCGCUACGCGCUGCAGUCGUCGCUCUGCUGCGCGUCGGUCGAGUUUCGCUGGGAGAGCGACGAGCUGCUGCGUGCGCGCGCGGUCCCCUCGCUCUUCUGCGGCGCGAUCCCGUGCUUGGGCGGCGCCUACGACAUUGUCGCGGCCGAUGGGCUGGGCGACAAGGAUGCCCCCGAGGGUGGCGUGGUGUGGCAGGUGGUGCGGCCGGGCACAAUGCUGCUCGACCAGCAGGAGAGCGGCGCCGCCGGCCUCUCGCGCUUCCCGCACAUACAGAAGGAGCUGCAGGGCGCCAGCGUCGGCGACUUUAUGCUCCGCAAGAUUGUCGCCGCGAAUGGAGAGCGUGUCGCCUCGCAGUGGCCGUACUAUGCGGACGCCGCGACGGAGAGCCAUCUGGUGCGCGCCUGCUGCGGGUGCCCCUGCCGAGGGCAAGACGACGGUGACCCGGAGGCGGACGAGGAGUACUAG
Emiliania huxleyi CCMP1516 is the source of this 1221-nucleotide messenger RNA. RefSeq lists its product as hypothetical. The record is from RefSeq and is a predicted model, not a curated record. The transcript has 3 exons. Bases 1 to 1221 code for a protein of 406 amino acids. Lineage: Eukaryota; Haptophyta; Isochrysidales; Noelaerhabdaceae.